Molecule: messenger RNA, 768 nt
Organism: Babesia bovis T2Bo
Lineage: Eukaryota; Apicomplexa; Aconoidasida; Piroplasmida; Babesiidae
Exons: 1
Coding region: 61-750 (229 amino acids)
Source: RefSeq, a predicted model, not a curated record
AAUGUGUGAUACAACGGUUACCUUCUGUGCAGGACAAUUCACACAAAUAACUAUAUAUUAAUGGGUGAUAUUGCGUGUGAAUUCUGCAAUAACAAUGGCAAAUACCCUCCACAGAAUCUGUGCUAUGAUUCCGAUUACCUACCGUAUAUACAAAAUGUCUACCUGGAUGGAGACGAUUCAGAUUAUAGCGAUUACUCAACAGAACAGGUAGAAUGUGAUGUUUGUAGCGGUAAAAGCACAGAAAAUGGAUUCAGCAAACAUAGCGACUCAGGAAGUAAGAGCACGAGUAAUACCAGUAAACGCUAUCAACCAUUCACACCACGUAGAAAGCAACAUACACUAGAUAGCAAUGCGUCAGUAACUUCUAGCAGAUGCACUAUAACCAGUAAGGCAACAUCGCAGGCAACCUGUGCUACAAGUAGUAGAGGAUCCAUCAGCCCACAACAUAGCCCAUCAAUGCAAAUGAAAUCACGAUCAAUAACCGAUAGAAGAUAUAAAUUCUGCGGUAAAACCCUCUGCCAAUCGAAGGUCCCCAAAUUUAGGAAUAUGGUCAUACCACUGGAAAAUGCAUCGAACAACGUAGAAGUUAUUGCUCGAUUUUUACCCAAAAAGAUCGAUCAACCCCGUGUUCAGACUCCUAGGGCAUGUACAAUGAGAAUAGCAAUACAAAUACCACAAGUAGAUCAGGGACAUUUCAACAAAAAGGAGACAGACAAACCUCGCGUCGCGACACCGCGAUGGAAAAAAUGAAAAUACAUAGAUAUAAUA